Molecule: messenger RNA, 2121 nt
Organism: Cotesia congregata
Lineage: Eukaryota; Metazoa; Arthropoda; Insecta; Hymenoptera; Braconidae
Source: the annotation of a GenBank genome assembly
AUGGCGGAUGGUGACAUUGAUUUGUAUGCCGAUGAUCUCGAGCAAGAUUUCGCCCAGGACGAAUUCGCUGGAGAUGGUGUUGAUUUAUAUGACGAUGUAAUAGCCGCUCCUUCUGGAGGUAAUGGUGGAGUUUCUGGUAGCAACAGCACCAGUGGAGGCGGCGGCGAUGCUGAUGCAUCCAAUGUGUCUAACGAGGAAACUAAUGGUAAUGCUCCUUACCAUCAACUCGGAAAUAACAUACAGCCUAAUCAAAUCGGACGCCGUCACCAACUUUACGUUGGUAAUUUAACAUGGUGGACAAGUGAUCAAGAUAUCACAGAUUGCGUACAAAGUAUUGGAGUAUCAGAUUUUGUCGAAGUUAAGUUCUUUGAAAACCGUGCCAAUGGACAAUCCAAAGGAUUUUGUGUUAUAUCGCUCGGUUCAGAGCAGAGUAUGAGAAUUUGUAUGGAACGACUUCCGAAGAAAGAGUUGCAUGGUCAAAAUCCUAUGGUUACAUAUCCCACGAAGCAAGCUUUAAACCAGUUCGAGUCACAGUGUAAAACAAGACCAGCUCCAGCUCCACAACAAAAUCAGAGUCAGCGUCCUCACAACCCACAUCAGCAUCAAGCUCCGAUGCCGCCUCAUCAGCAGCAUCCUCAGCACCCCCAACACUCACAACAUGCCCAACAAAACCACGGGCCUAGAAUGAUGAUGGGUCCACCCCAAGGACCGAGACCUCAAAGAAUGCCGCCUCCUGGCAUGGGACCACCAGGUCCCGGAGGACCAGGUCAACAAGGUCCACCAAGAAUGCAUGGUCCACCUAUGGGUGGUCCAGGACCUCACCACGGAAUGCCUGGACAUCCUAACCAAGGUCAAGGACCUCCUCGGCCUCCAGGUCACCCCGGCGGUCCACCUGGAGACCCACGAAGUGCUCCACCACGUCCAGAAUGGAAUCGACCUCCUGGAAUGCAUCAUGGACAACAAGGACCUCCAGGAUUUCCUCAGCACCAGCACAUGCAAGGUCCACAACAAGGACCACCUCAACGCGGACCUCCUCCAGGAGGAAUGGGUGGAAUGAUUCCUGGUCCAGGAGGCGCUCCACCAGGCCACGGUGGUCCACCACAAGGACCACCACCUGGAGGACCAGCUCCUCACGUAAAUCCUGCAUUUUUCUCACAAGGUCCACCGCAUCAGCAUCCGGGACAACAUGCCGGAGGCCCACCACCCCACGGACCUCCUCAUGCACCUCCUCACGGUCCUCAUGGUCCUCCGCAUUCACAACCUCAUGGUCCUCAUCCUCCUCCUCAUGGCUAUGGACCACCACCUGCUCAGACGCCAUACGGAACACCAGGAGCUGAUCAUCGACCGGAAGAUCAACCUCAAAUAAGAGAACAAGAGUUUGAAGUAAUAAUGGAUCGUAAUAGAACCGUGUCAUCAUCAGCUAUUGCACGUGCUGUGUCUGACGCUGCUGCUGGAGAGUAUGCUAGUGCUAUCGAGACUCUUGUCACUGCGAUAUCUCUUAUUAAACAGUCUAAGGUCGCAGGUGAUGAUCGAUGCAAAAUUCUCAUCAGCUCGCUGCAAGAUACUCUACGAGGUGUCGAGACCAAGAGUUAUGGAUCUGCACGUCGUGAACGGUCAAGAUCACGGGACAGAGAACGAAGUCACAGACGCAGGCGUGAAAGAUCAAGGAGCCGUGAUCGUGAAUACCGUGAACGUUCAAGAGAACGUGAUCGUGAGCGUGACCGCGACCGUGAACGUGAUCGAGAUCGUGAACGUGAUCGUGAACGUUACUACAAUGAAGCUACAUAUCCACGAGAAAGAUCACGCAGUCGUGAGAGGGAUCGUGAACGUGAACGUGAUCGCGAGUACCGUGAACGCAGCAGAGAAGAGAGUACAACACGUCAAUCAUCCAGACCACGAGUUAAAGAAGAACCUGCUGAAGCUGCGCCUGUUUCGUCAGCAAAACCAUCUAGGUAUUACGACGAUCGAUACAGAGAACGUGAUCGUGACAGAGAACGCGAACGUGAGACAGCUCGUCGGCCAGCAGAACGAGAACGUGAACGUGAACCUGAACGAGAACGAGAACGUGAACGAGAUCGUCGUGAUGAACGUGCUGAUUCUUCUCAUCGUUCUAGACACUAG